AUGGCUCAGCUUGUCUCUUCUCUUGCCUCUGCUGCUGUUCUUCUUGGUCUUCUCGUCGUUGGCCAGGUGAUCUUCGGAGGCUUCGAUGGCUUGGUGGAUGGGCUCGCAGUUGGGGGAAGAAAGCUCCCUUCUAUAGCAAUCGAAGCAAUCGCAAUCGAACAUUUAGGGCUGGUGGGUGCUGGUGCUAGUGGACUUGGGGCCUUUCUUGGAAGAUUUCUUCUUGGGGUCUUGGGCCAGGAUCGAAGAAAUAUUGGGGGUGGUUUUCAUGGACCGGGUUAUCAAGUAAGCCAAGACUGUGGCCAGAGACGGACCCACAGUGGGGUCACUGGGGUCAAACGACCCUAUGGAAGCCAUGAAAAUAGGGUUGGAGGUCCACUUGAGCUGGCUGUGUGA
Messenger RNA from Prunus armeniaca (apricot), 393 nucleotides. The record is from the annotation of a GenBank genome assembly. NCBI's taxonomy places the organism in Eukaryota, Viridiplantae, Streptophyta, Magnoliopsida, Rosales, Rosaceae.